AUGCACAGCACACACACUCCUCUUUCUCACACAGCACAGGACACGUUACAGCGGCACAGGACACGUUACCGCGGCACAGGACACGUUACCGCGGCACAGGACACGUUACCGCGGCACAGUACACGUUACCGCGGCACAGGACACGUUACCGCGGCACAGUACACGUUACAGCGGCACAGGACACGUUACCGCGGCACAGGACACGUUACCGCGGCACAGGACACGUUACCGCGGCACAGUACACGUUACCGCGGCACAGGACACGUUACAGCGGCACAGGACACGUUACCGCGGCACAGGACACGUUACCGCGGAGAGUUUAUGUGCUGUUGUGUUUAUCGGGGCCCUGUCUGUGUCCCCCAUGGAACUCUCCUAUUGCAGGCUGUUAGUUGAUGCUCACACCCCUCGUAUAUACAGUGGGGAGGACAAGUAUUUGAUACACUGCCGAUUUUGCAGGUUUUCCUACUUACAAAGCAUGUAGAGGUCUGUAAUUUUUUAUCAUAGGUACACUUCAACUGUGAGAGACGGAAUCUAAAACAAAUAUCCAGAAAAUCACAUUGUAUGAUUUUUAAGUAAUUAAUUUGCAUUUUAUUGCAUGACAUAAGUAUUUGAUACAUCAGAAAAGCAGAACUUAAUAUUUGGUACAGAAACCUUUGUUUGCAAUUACAGAGAUCAUACGUUUCCUGUAGGUCUUGACCAGGUUUGCACACACUGCAGCAGGGAUUUUGGCCCACUCCUCCAUACCUUCUCCAGAUCCUUCAGGUUUCGGGGCUGUCGCUGGGCAAUACGGACUUUCAGCUCCCUCCAAAGAUUUUCUAUUGGGUUCAGGUCUGGAGACUGGCUAGGCCACUCCAGGACCUUGAGAUGCUACUUACGGAGCCACUCCUUAGUUGCCCUGGCUGUGUGUUUCGGGUCGUUGUCAUGCUGGAAGAUCCAGCCACGACCCAUCUUCAAUGCUCUUACUGAGGGAAGGAGGUUGUUGGCCAAGAUCUCGCGAUACAUGGCCCCAUCCAUCCUCCCCUCAAUACGGUGCAGUCGUCCUGUCCCCUUUGCAGAAAAGCAACCCCAAAGAAUUAUGUUUCCACCUCCAUGCUUCAUGGUUGGGAUGGUGUUCUUGGGGUUGUACUCAUCCUUCUUCCUCCAAAAAACGGCGAUUGGAGUUUAGACCAAAAAGCUCUAUUUUUGUCUCAUCAGACCACAUGACCUUCUCCCAUUCCUCCUCUGGAUCAUCCAGAUGGUCAUUGGCAAACUUCAGACGGGCCUGGACAUGCGCUGGCUUGAGCAGGGGCACCUUGCGUGCGCUGCAGGAUUUUAAUCCAUGACGGCGUAGUGUUUUACUAAUGGUUUUCUUUGAGACUGUGGACCCAGCUCUCUUCAGGUCAUUGACCAGGUCCUGCCGUGUAGUUCUGGACUGAUCCCUCACCUUCCUCAUGAUCAUUGAUGCCCCACGAGGUGAGAUCUUGCAUGGAGCCCCAGACCGAGGGUGAUUGACCGUCAUCUUGAACUUCUUCCAUUUUCUAAUAAUUGCGCCAACAGUUGUUGCCUUCUCACCAAGCUGCUUGCCUAUUGUCCUGUAGCCCAUCCCAGCCUUGUGCAGGUCUACAAUUGUAUCCCUGAUGUCCUUACACAGCUCUCUGGUCUUGGCCAUUGUGGAGAGGUUGGAGUCUGUUUGAUUGAGUGUGUGGACAGGUGUCUUUUAUACAGAUAACGAGUUCAAACAGGUGCAGUUAAUACAGGUAAUGAGUGGAAAACAGGAGGGCUUCUUAAAGAAAAACUAACAGGUCUGUGAGAGCUGGAAUUCUUACUGGUUGGUAGGUGAUCAAAUACUUAUGUCAUCCAAUAAAAUGCAAAUUAAUUACUUAAAAAUCAUACAAUGUGAUUUUCUGGAUUUUUGUUUUAGAUUCCGUCUCUCACAGUUGAAGUGUACCUAUGAUAAAAAUUACAGACCUCUACAUGCUUUGUAAGUAGGAAAACCUGCAAAAUCGGCAGUGUAUCAAAUACUUGUUCUCCCCACUGUAUAUAUAUAAGUACAUGAACAUAAUCAUUUUCUUUCUGCCUUGUCUGUCUCUGCUGGCUCUGCUCUGUCAGUCGCUGGAUGAGGAGACUGGGCGGAAUGGGCCAGGGUUGGUGUCAAUUCCAUUUCAAUUCCUGUCAAUUCAGAAGGUAAACCAAAUUCAAAAUGUUCCUAAUUGAAAAGCAUUGAAGAGAAUUGGAAUUGUAGUUUCGGUGAACUUCCUGAGUUGACUGGAAUUUAAAUGGUAUUGACCCCAACCCUGCACUGGACUGACUUCCUGUUUAAUGAGUUGUCAUGCUGUCCAGUCAUUAGGUGGCUACAUGUGGUUUGAACAAUGGAUUUCCAUAAUGAGAUUACCAAGUCAAUUUAAACUUUUCCUGUUUCUUGGUUUUAUUUCCGACCAGGUCACGCUAAUGGGUCUUUGUUAUGAAAAAGCAGUUGUAUACAGAGAUUAAGUAUUUUUCAAGUUAAAAUCGCAACAACAAAAAAAAAAAAGUCUUGUUCCGUUCACUGCACAAAAUCCACAUAUCAUUCACAAAGCUAAGACACUUUCUAUGUAAUAUUCUUAUCAAUAUGAUAUCAGCCAUUAAGAUGAAAUGAAUCUUUGGUUGAAGUGAACUUUUGGUGAAAUUCUCCCUACACCCUUUCCCACUCUUGAGAUCAGCACAGAGUAAGUUGUAAACCAAAAUGUGAGGGGGAUUAUCGUUACCUCUUCACAAAGCUUUAAUAUGCUUUAGGUGGCUUGAACCAAUCAUUUUGUGUUAUUUCAGUUCAGAGUGAAGCGUUAUCAUUUGUUCAUUUCAAUCGACAACAAAUUGUUGCUGAAGUCUUUUCAUCCUAUCCCAGUCACUUGUUAGUGUUUCAGUGUAUUGUUGUUUAGGGAUGGUUAGGAGGUCAUUAAGAUCGUUCCCCUUCGCUAGCACUUGGUUGCGCCAGACAUUUUGUGAACCUGCUUUCAUUGGCCUUGCCUUGGGUUUGCUUGUUUCCAUUGAAGAUUUCUGUUCUCCCUCUUUUUCUAUCAUGUCAUGUCUGUUCUCAGCACUGUAAGACAGUCCUUUACACAACAUGGAGAAGCAAUAUCACUGUUUAUUACAAUGUACUGUAGUGUUGUUGUUACCAUUAUGAUUAUUCCCCUGCACCCUAAGUGUGAUAAUUGAAGUAAAUAUCUUUUAUACAAACACACAGUGUGGUGUUGUCUGAUGUUUCUUUUGAGAAUUCCUGUUGCCGUCUCGUUCCCUACCAUAAUGCGCUGCAAUAACUUUGUUGACCUAAUUUCCCUCAGAUCAUCUUUUAACUGGGGUGGCAGGUAACCUAGUGGUUAAGAGCCUUGGGCCAGUAACCGAAAGGUCGCUGGUUCGAAUCCCAGAGCCAACUAAGUGAGAAAUAUGCAGAUGUGCCCUUGAGCAAGGCACUUAACCCUAAUUGCUUCUGUAAGUCGUUCUUGGUAAGAGCAUCUACUAAAUGACAACAAAUAUUAAUAACUGACCCGCCAGUAAAGCAGCAACAAUCUGAGGGAGAGACACAAAGAGAGGGAGAGGGGGGGGGGAGGGGAAUACAGAGAGAGAGAGAGAGAGGGGAAUACAGAGAGAGGGAGAGAGAGGGGAAUACAGAGAGAGGGAGAGAGAGAGACCGAGGGGGGGGGUAGAGAGAGAGAGAGAGAGAGGGAAUACAGAGGGAGGGAGGGGAAUACAGAGAGAGAGAGAGGGGAAUACAGGAGGAGAGGGGAAUACAGGAGGAGAGGGUGAAAUCAGGAGAGGAGAGAGAGGCAUACAAGAGGAGAGAGGGGAAUACAAAGAGAGAGAGAGGGGAAUACAAAGAGAGAGAGAGAGGGGAAUACAGGAGUAGAGAGGGGGUAGUAACAGAAGAGAGAGGAAAGAUUGGGGAAAUACAGAGAGAGCGAGGGAGGGGAAAUACAGAGAGAGAGAGGGAGGGGAAAUACAGAGAGAGAGAGGGAGGGGAAUACAGAGAGAGAGAGGGAGGGGAAUACAGAGAGAGAGGGAGUACAGAGAGAGAGAGAGGGGGAAAUACAGAGAGAGAGAGGGGGAAUACAGAGAGAAAGAGGAGGAAUACAAAGAGAGAGAGGGACACAUACACACACAGAGACAGACACUCAGAGAGACACACCAGAGAGAGAGAGAGAUUUUCAUAAACUCCCAUAUCUAUUGGGUGAAAUACCACAGUGCGCCAUCACAGCAGCAAGAUUUGUGACCUGUUGCCGCAAGAAAAGAGCAACCAGUGAAGAACAAACACCAUUGUAAACACAACCCAUGUGUUUAUUUUCCCUUGUGUACUUUAACUAUUUGCACAUUGUUACAACACUGUAUAUAGCCAUAAUAUGACAUUUGAAAUGUCUCUAUUCCUUUGGAACUUUUGUGAGUCUGUUUACUGUUUAUUUUUUGUUUAUUUCAGUUUUGUUUAUCCAUUUCACUUGCUUUGGCAACGUAAACAUACGUUUCCCAUGCCAAUAAAGCCCUUUGAAUUGAAUUUAAUUGAGAGAGACACAUAGAGAGACACACACACACAUAUUUUAGGCAUUAGCCUCACUUUGAAUGUGUGGUGCUUUUAACUCACACAGUUCUAUCACAAGCCAGUUAGGACAGAGAACUUGAUUCAGACAAGAAGCUGUUCCAUCCUGUGUUUUGGUAAGUUUUCUUCAGAAGCCUAGGUAGCAGUGGGGAACCGUCAGGGCCUUCACAGAAGGCCUAAGGAUUUAUUUGUAAAAAAUCUAUGUUUGUUUAUUUAUUUCAAUUUAAUUUCGAUUUCAUCUUUACAAUAAUUGUAAUAAUUUUCUGAUUUCAUCUCCUCAGUUUGUGUUGGAAAGAGAGCGGUUAUUAUUGAAUAGAAAACAUUAUCCAAUCAGGAUUUUAUUUGGUGGUAUCUGGGUAGAAAUCUAGCUAGCUCAGCCAGCCAUUGGCUAGGCCUUCAGAAGCUGGAUAGAAGGCCUCGAUCGUUCAACUGUAUUAUAGCAGAAUUUUGGAAUGACGGUGGAAUGAACCUAUCACAUUUUGACUUGCAAUGGGUGGGACCAUCACUACUGAGAGGGCAAGAGGUAAAGAUGUCAUAAUACAGAAUAGCAGGCUGAUAAACAGCCAAUACAGUAGGUGGCGUUAGACUUACGUUACACUGAUGGGUUGUGUUAGAAAUUGCGUAAUUCAAAUCUGGUAUUGGAAUAAGAGAAAACAUAAUCAAGAGAUAUUCAAUCCAAGCUAAAUUUAUUAUAUGCAAAAUGUAUGUAUGAUAAGUAUGAUGGUUCGUAUACGGGCUCACUGAAAAACCUCGCAGGGCAGACAGAGAACUAAUCCAUUGUUACUUCUUCAAAUACUCUUGACAGUUUUUAGUUCCCGCUCUCUGCUGGCCAAUCAGAGUAGAGACUGAGCGUGGUUUAGACUUACUCAGCCUAUCCGUUGGCGCACGGGCUGGUCCCAACCCCUUGGCGCUCCACCGUUCCCAGGCAUAAGUUGCUAUCAUAACAACCUGUGGAGUUAGCACCCAAAAGACACCAUUCCACUGUACUACGUUCAAGGACGGUUCACAGACAACAAAGAAGCAGUGUUCGUAUCUGUGAGAAAUACAAGUCUUAUCUAUAAGAAAUACAAGUUUUAUCUCAUCCUAGCCCCUAACGUUCCUCACAUGAAUCACAGCCUGUUAGGUGAAACAAUUCAUAUCAGUACAGUACAGACCUUUUAUGCUUUAAUCAUUAAUGCAUUCUUUCUAAGUUAGUCAUCCCAUCCAUUUAUGAGAAUAAUAAAUCCCCACAGUUGUCUGCCAUAAAACCUUUAAGAGGAACAAGAAGAGAGCACAAGAUAAAUGAAUCAGUGUUGCCAGCAGUAUUUUCCCACGCUAAUGCUAGUAAUGUUAGCUAGUUUGUGUUGUAGUAGUGUGACAAUGUUAGCAGUAGUCGGACAAUGGCGGCUGCAGCAGCUGUUAUCAACUUGAAGGUGGAUGUUGUUGCUAAUUUGUCACCAUCACCCUUUUCAAGAUUAACUUUCAAACUUCAUUUACAAAUGAUCAUCAUCUGGUGAGUGGCACAGUUUUUUUUUUUUUUUGCAGAUCGCUUGUUAGCUAGCUCUUUGAAAAUAAUGACUGAAAAUAUUGUUGCAUUUAAACUUUAGAUCGAACACUGGUUAUUGUGAUAAAAUAUAUUUGCAGUGAAGUAAUAGUUGGUUUGUUAAUUUCAUUUUGACAUGAAAUGGUUGUGCUUUUGUAUUGGCAUGAUUUCAAGGGGGCCUACUGGAGUGAAUGGGCUGCUUAUUCUUAAUAAUUUGUUGCUGCAUGUGACUGCUGUCACCUGUCCAUCUGCCAUGUCUAUAUGUUUGACCAAAACUGUCUCUCCUUCAGCGCCAUGGAGUACACAGGUAUUAAUAAUAAUAAUAUGCCAUUUAGCAGACGCUUUUAUCCAAAGCGACUUACAGUCAUGUGUGCAUACAUUUUUACGUAUUUACGUAUUUGUGGUCCCAUGCUCCACCAAUUUAACUACAGAGGACUACAGAGUAUUAUGGUCGCUGUCCUUUCAGCACCAUGAGCAUGUAACCUUUGAUGUGACACUGUUGUUGUCGCUAUUGGUGACAGUGGUGUUGGCGCUAUUGGUGACAGUGUGAUAGUGGUGUUGGCACUAUUGGUGACAGUGGUGUUGGCGCUAUUGGUGACAGUGGUGUUGGCGCUAUUGGUGACAGUGUGAUAGUGGUGUUGGCGCUAUUGGUGACAGUGGUGUUGUCGCUAUUGGUGACAGUGUGCUAGUGGUGUUGUCGCUAUUGGUGACAGUGUGCUAGUGGUGUUGUCGCUAUUGGUGACAGUGUGCUAGUGGUGUUGUCGCUAUUGGUGACAGUGUGCUAGUGGUGUUGUCGCUAUUGGUGACAGUGUGCUAGUGGUGUUGUCGCUAUUGGUGACAGUGUGCUAGUGGUGUUGUCGCUAUUGGUGACAGUGUGCUAGUGGUGUUGUCGCUAUUGGUGACAGUGUGCUAGUGGUGUUGUCGCUAUUGGUGACAGUAUGCUAGUGGUGUUGUCGCUAUUGGUGACAGUGUGCUAGUGGUGUUGUCGCUAUUGGUGACAGUGUGCUAGUGGUGUUGGCUACCACAAGUUGUGUGAACAGUUACUUUAUGAUGUAUGUCAUGUUGUCCACGCAGAUUUUGUCUCUGUAUGUACGGCCUGUUUGAUUCAUUCAUAAUUUUUUACAUUUUAGUCAUUUUAGCAGACGCUCUUAACCAGAGCGACUUACAGUUCCCUCCCAUUCCCUGGACGAAGCUGGGCCAAUUGUGCGCCGCCCCAUGGGUCUCCCGGUCGCGGCCGGCUACGACAGAGCUUGGAUUCGAACCAGGAUCUCUAGUGGCACAGCUAGCACUGCGAUGCAGAGCCUUAGACCACUGCGCCACUCGGGAGGCUAUAAUGUCAUCAUAAUGGAUUGCUCCUCCUUCACUAGAACUAGAAUGGUCUGACUACAGAAUAUAUAAUGUCGGGCGCAUUAAGUGAUACGUUUUUCUGUUAUAAAAAAAUAUGUAUAUAUAUUUGAUACAACUUAUUGGAAGAUUUUUGGUCCCUCUGAAGGCUUAGGUCCUAUAGUCACGUUCGCCACUGCUAGGUAGAAUGUCUCGUGGAUUGAUGGAGACCCACGGCUGUUGACGUUUUGAAACCAGUAAGUGACUGACUCGGGAGCUACAUAUGACCAGAAUAAUACACAUUACAUGGGACUGAAAAAUCAUUUUUUGAUGUAUUGUAUGCGUGUGCACUGAUGGUGGUCUGUGAUGUUGUGUGUUUGACCGGCUGUCCUCUGUCCCUCUGUAGGACGCUAUGCAGACCUGCAGCUGGAGUUCUCGUCUGCGGUCCGGACCAGCGCCGAGCAGAAGGAGCUCAUCCUCAAACUGGAACACGACCUGAGCACCGUCCAGACCAUGUCCUCCCUGUCGCGCCCUGAUGCUGAGGUUAGCCUUUCACCUCCCUGACCCUUCACCUCCCUGACCCUUCACCUCCCUGACCCUUCACCUCUCUGACCCUUCACCUCCCUGACCCUUCACCUCUCUGACCCUUCACCUCCCUGACCCUUCACCUCCCUGACCCUUCACCUCUCUGACCCUUCACCUCUCUGACCCUUCACCUCCCUGACCCUUCACCUCCCUGACCCUUCACCUCCCUGACCCUUCACCUCUCUGACCCUUCACCUCUCUGACCCUUCACCUCCCUGACCCUUCACCUCCCUGACCCUUCACCUCCCUGACCCUUCACCUCUCUGACCCUUCACCUCCCUGAUGCUUCACCUCUCUGACCCUGCGACACCACUACCAGCCUGGAGGCAGUCUCCCCAUCACUGGGAUGCACAUAGGACACACAUACACAUGAUAAGACACUCACUCUACACACACGUACACAUGGAUGUUGUAUUGUAAAUAUGUGAUUGUGGAGUAGUGGCCUGAGGGAACACACUAAAUGUAUUGGGUAAAGUGUUAGGAAAUGUAAUGUCAUGUAAUAUUUUAAACUGUAUAUAACUAUGUUGCUGGACCCCAGGAAGAGUAGCUGCUGCCUUGGCAGCAGCUAAUGGGGAUCCUUAAUAAAUACAAAUACAGAAAUAGGGCCCUAUUCAGACGAGAGAAGUUGGCUUAACAUGGACUUAAGUCAAAAAAUGUCUGAAUCGGCCCCUAAACCCGAAUAGACCCAUGUCUAAUAUUUUCUUAUCUUAUUAUUGUAAAGUGUGUUGCAAUUUUAAAUGCACUUUAAAUAAAUAUUUAUUUGAUGUUUUCUCCACCAGGGGGCUGACCUGGCUAGCAUGAUUGACACCAUCCCUGAGCCAAUCAAAGAGGCCACUGCCAUGUUCGCAGGUACAGUAUGUCUUAGUAGCAGUGUGUGUGUGUGUGUGUGUGUGUGUGUGUGUGUGUGUGUGUGUGUGUGUGUGUUCUGCUGAGUGUAUCUACCGGUGCUGUGUGUGUCCCGUCCCUCCCCAGGCCUAGGCGUGGCCCCCCAGGGGGAGCUGCCUCAAGGCCAGAUGGACUCUCUCCUCUCCAUCAUCUCCAGCCAGAGGGAGAGGUUCCGCUCCCGUAACCAGGAGCUGGAGUCUGUGAGUCCCUCUCGUACACACACACACACACACUCUGACUUUCCCACACUCGCUCUCUUUUUUUAACCUCUCUCCGUCUCUGUGUCCUCCAGGAGAGUCGUUCCAUGCAGGUGACCGUGCAGGCCCUGCAGAGUGAGCUGGACAGCCUGCGUGCCGACAACAUCAAACUCUACGAGAAGAUCAAGUUCCUCCAGAGUUACCCUGGCAGAGUGAGUAGCCGGCUGGCCGCCCGUCACUUCAGAAGAGCAGGGGUGUAUUCGUUAGUCGCAGACCAUAGCAAGCUAUUUGGCCUAUUGCAGCACGUUUUGCAUCAGAAACCGGUAACCAUUUACUCUAGGAACCCGAACGGAAGCAAACAGGGAGGGACCGACCUGAAUCUGUCCAAUAGAGAACAUGUUUGCAACAGACCAACAUCUGGCUAUGGUCUUCCUGACUGACUGACUGUCUGUCUGUUGCCCCCUACAGGCUGGAGGCAGUGAUGACACGGUUACGGUGCGUUACUCCUCCCAGUAUGAGGAGAGACUGGAUCCCUUCGCCUCCUUCAGCAAGAGGGUGAGGAGAACCACACAUGUUACUGAAGAUUCAGAUGUGUAGGUAGAUUGUUGAUGUGUAUUGAUCAGUAUGUGUUGAUGUCUGCUGGCCUGUAGUGUUGUUGUUGUUGUUGUUGUUGUUGAGACUCAUCAUGUGUGUGUUUACAGGAACGCCAGCGUAGAUACCUGAGCCUCAGCCCCUGGGACAAGGCUACGCUCAGCCUGGUGAGUCACACACACAGAUAGAUAUGUGUGAGGCGUGAACAAACGGUUGUAAUUCACCCAUGUGUUUCAGGGUCGUGGCAUUCUCUCCAACAAGAUGGCCAGAACCAUUGCUUUCUUCUACACCAUCUUCCUGCAUUGCCUGGUCUUCCUGGUACGUGGCCUUUGACCUUUCACCUCCCACUACCCCAGUGCCCAUUGGCUAUUCAGAGAUGGUGCUGUUGUCAUAAUGUGUGUUUGUAUGUGUUCUCAGGUGCUGUAUAAGACUGCCUGGAGUGAGAGCAUUGGUCGAGACUGCUCUGCCUUCUGUGCUAAGAAGUGAGUGUUUCAUUCUGUCUUCCUCCCGGCUAGCUGAACAGCGGUGUGUUUGGGAAAUGUUAGGAUUGCCUCUAAUCUUUCAAUCUCCUCCCCUCUGUCUGUUUCUCAGGUACUCGGAUCAUCUGCAUCGUUUUCAUGAGAACGGGGACAACCUGUGAUUGGCUAAUGGGGCUUUCAAGACAAUUGGGGGGGCGGGGAACUAGGUCAAAUCAUGACGUCAGUGAUCUUCAGGUCAGAAAGUCCGAGUUCUAGAAAGAUGCCAGAGUUAAAUGACCGUUCAAAACGAUUUUUCCCAGUCGGAGCUAGUUUUUUCUGGGUUCCCAAUUGUUUUGAACGCAGCAAAAGCCCACACUGUUCUAGCCUGUAAUCUCCUAUACUGAUAUUAACUGUAAUCUCCUAUACUGAUAUUAACUGUAAUCUCCUAUACUGAUAUUAACUGUAAUCUCCUAUACUGAUAUUAACUGUAAUCUCCUAUACUGAUAUUAACUGUAAUCUCCUAUACUGAUAUUAACUGUAAUCUCCUAUACUGAUAUUAACUGUAAUCUCCUAUACUGAUAUUAACUGUAAUCUCCUAUACUGAUAUUAACUGUAAUCUCCUAUACUGAUAUUAACUGUAAUCUCCUAUACUGAUAUUAACUGUAAUCUCCUAUACUGAUAUUAACUGUAAUCUCCUAUACUGAUAUUAAUUUUGAUGAAUGAAGUUCUGAUUGACAAGAGGGGUGUUUGUUUUCAUUUGAUACAGUUAUGUUAGGGUGUUGGGAAUACUGUGAAAGCACAUGUAUAUUUGUUAAGGUAUUAAAUAUUAACAAGACAAUUUAAGAGAUGUUGGUUAAAGAUAAAGUCCUAUCCUCCAUGUUGUUUUCUCAGUGGGGUGGCCAGGCAGGGACGUUGUUUGGAGUCAGAUGAAUACGUGUGAUGUGGUUGUGUUGAGGGGUCUUUGGCUCCUAGAUUGAUGGAUUUGGAUAGAUGACAUAGUCUCCCGAGUGGCGCAGUGGUCUAAGGCACUGCAUCACAGUGCUAGCUGUGCCACUAGAGAUCCUGGUUCGAAUCCAAGCUCUGUCGUAGCCGGCCGCGACCGGGAGACCCAUGGGGCGGCGCACAAUUAGCCAGCGUUGUCCAGGGUAGGGGAGGGAAUGGCUGGCAGGGAUGUAGCUCAAGUUGGUAGAGCAUGGCGUUUGCAACGCCAGGGUUGUGGGGCCAGUAUGAAAAAUAAUGUAUGCACUCACUAACUGUAAGUCGUUCUGGAUAAGAGCGUCUGCUAAAUGACUAAAAAUGUAAAUGUAAAUCACACAGGUCAUGAUUUCUGUUGCAGUAGUUGACAUGAAUGGUUCCUGAAUCUCAUGUGGUUGAUGAUUAUGAUGAAAGAUUCCUAUAUCCCAACCUCCUCCCACCAUAUACUGACUGGAGCUGCACUCCAUAUCACUGUCAUCUCUAUCAUUCUAAAUAAACUCUAUGCAUUUACCUGUGUGUUUUGGUCACCUGGUGAUUGGUCACAAUGAGGGAUGUCACCAUAUGUGGAAUGAUGUCACCAUAGAAAUAGAAUCCAUUUCUAUGGAUGUUACCGUAGAGAUCAUAUUUUUAAUUACAAUUCUUAAUUCCUAAUUCUAUGGCUGUUAUAAUGUGAAUCAUAAUGAUGUCACAAUGACCAUUGUCAAAAUGAUGUGGUGUUAGAUUCAUAAAGACGUCACAUUGAGUGAUGUCAUAAUGUGGUGCCAAAAGGUCUGUUGUGCCAUUCUGUUUCAGAAUGUCAUAUUGAAGUCACAAUGCUUGACGUUACAGUAUGGGUCUUAAAAUGGGUUUUGUCAUAGUGGUUUAUUGCAUGAUGAAGGUCAUAUUGCAUCACACAGGUACUAAUGGUGCGUUCAAGACAACUUGGAACUCUGGGGGGAAAAAACAAGGUGAAAUCAUGACGUCAGUGAUCUUCAGGUCAGAAAGUCGGAGUUCUAGAAAGAUGCCAUAGUUAGAUGACCGUUCAAAGUGAUUUUUCCCAGUCGGAGCUAGUUUUUUUUCAGAGUUCCAAGUUGUCUUGAACGCACUGACGUCAGAAGUCUGAGAUUUCUGACUUCCCAGUUGUUUUGAGCGCAGCAAAAGCCCACACUGUAAGGAUGGAUACUGGAUAGGUGCAACCACACCCUUUCAGCGCUUUAGGGUGUUAGGAGGAGUAAUGGGGCGCGUUCGAGCGGAUCACUUUUGUGAAGUCUGAAAAGUGUGUUGCAUUAUGGGGAUUAAAAGGUUCAGGCUUCCGCCUACACGUCGACAUGAACAGAAAUCAUGUGAUCAAAAGGUCAUGAGGUUUUGACUGCAAGUUUCUGCAGUUGCUCUUCACCAACGUCAUCCUGCAUUGUGGGAGGGUCUAUUGUCCAACCAAUCAUCGGGGUGUUUUUGUUUGACCCAAGCGAACGUGACCAAAGAAGACCGAAACAGGAACCAACUUCGCUGGGAUUCCAUGUAGCCUAUACAGUGGAUGUAUACAAAUCAAUAUGAUAUUUGAUGCUCUUUCACUAAUUGAUUGUACAAUGUACACACACAUAUGAUUUCAGUUGUAUAAAACAGUGGCAACAUGUUGAUCUGAGCCUUGCUGUUGCACCCCCCCCUAGGUCACAUCCACCCUCCAGUCAGCAUAAUCACCCUGAUCCCCAGAGACUUCAAUUCACUUUUCCUCCCCUGUUUACCUGUCAGCUAAUCCAUCCCCUCACCCCGCCUCCCACAUCUACUUAAUCAGUGCACCCUCAACCCCAAUGUUACUCAAUUCAGAGCUCCGGCUUGCUCUCUCCAGUCUGUCGCCCAGCCUCGCUCCUCUCUAAAAAAAAAAAAAAACUCUCCAUAAAUAUUAACUUCCGUCUCUGAAAUAACAAAGUUCUUAAUGAGUCUAAUGGGUUGUUGUUUUUAACUGCAGUGGAGGAAUCAUCUCAAAUGCCACUUCGUCAACAUGGGUCACAAACACACAAUGGAAAAUGCAGUAAAAUACCAGUUAAAUCCAGACACUUACACUUUGAUGUCCGUCAACAAAAUGCCGUCAGCAGAGGGCGAUAGAGGAAUGUUUUCUCUGAAUUAUUUAUUGGCCUCAUGCUGGCUCUCCUCUCAUCCUCAGUUUAGGCGUGUCUGUGUUUCUGUCCGUCUAUUUCUCUGUCUCUCUUUCAGGCUCUGUCUGUCUAUCUCUCUCUCGCUCGCUCUCUCUCUCUCAUUCUCUGUCUGUCUGUCUUUGUGUGUGUUUGUCCAGUGUGGAUAAAGGGAUCUUUCUGUCCAUAGAGAUGGUCAGGAGGAAAUACUGUUAUGAAUAGUGGAUGUGCUCUUAUGUCCUCAGGCAGGAAGAAAGUUAUUGUCUGUUCCCUGUUUCUUUCGACCACACCGUUGACAUACAAACUGCUGCGUCUGCUAAUUAGGGUGUAAUUUAAUCCGUCCUGUACUGCUGAAAAAUACACGAGAAAUCACAAAACUGUAAAUAAUGUGUUGAGAUCAGAAGAGGGACGUUAAACUGACUGUCCAGUGUUUCUAUAAAAUAUGACCUAUAAUUCAUUAGAAUAUGAGUUCAAUCGUUUUCCGUUUUCCUAAGCAAGUUAGGUCCAAAAAACUGAUUAUCACCAAAGUCAAAUAAAUGUAUUGUGUUAGAGGUUUCAUGAUGUAUCCAAACCAACGUAGAUCGUUUUUAAGACUGUUGGGAUCUCCAUAAGCUACACGAUGAGGUCCUAAACCUAGAAUGAAAGCUAUGUCAGAAUGUUUGCCUUGGGGUAAGUUGAGCCAAUGGCCUCCAUAUCCCGCACAAAUGAUGAUUACAUUUAGAUCUGUUUUAAUGCGUAAUAUGCAUAUAGUUUUUUGCAACGUGUCAUGCGUAUGAAUUCAAGAUUAAUUUUUAUCAUUACAGAGCAGACAUCAACAUGCCCCCGUUUAUACAAAUGUUAAACAAGCAGGGUUCUCUAGCCCCCCCCUUGAGGUUCUUGAGAAAGCCGCCAAGGAAGUGAGAGGAGAAGUCUAUUGGAGCAGAAAAAUGGACUGAAUGACUCUGAAGAUUUACAUGAACAUGGACCUGUGUGAAAGAGAGGCUAUGAUAGAGUAGCAGAGGAACACAAGGUCUUAUCUGAUGACAUGGAGUCUGAGCUUGCUAAACGUACCAAGAGAUCUCGCGGACCAGUUUCAUGGGCUCAGUAGCCUCAUGCAGAGAACUUGCAUACGAAUUGGCACAUCUAAACAACGUCCCUGUCCCAGACAACUGCUCAAGAAAUAGAAGGGUAAGUGAUAUUGACCAGAGAGAUCUAUAUCUGAAUGUAGGCGUACAUUUCAGAUAUACCAUAUACCACACCCCCCAUUCCAUGAAUUAAACUUUGACCUACCAGCACCAUCACCCACUUACCCCAAGCUGUCUCAACUUACCAUGUCCCUAUCCUCAGUUUACCCCAUACCCAGGUUAAGUUGUGCCAGGAGACCACUUUUUUUCAGGACAAGAUAUGUUUUCAAAACUGUUAUGUUUACCUGAAUUCUGAUUAUUACCAGGGAUACACAACAUCCUGAAAUACAUGUAGAUAUUUUUGUUUGAAAGAAUAAUAUAUUUCCCUUGAUGUAGUGAUGCUUUUCUCUGUUGGAAUGAUGUGGGCGUACCCCCAACAACAGAAUGGUGUGGGCGUACACCUGUCAUUACAAAUAUUAACGCGAGAAGACCGCUGAUUGGCCAGCUCAUCAUCCUGAGGAGGAUGACAUCAUUCUCUAUGAGGAAAUAGCAAGCGUUUUUUAAAACGGUCUGUGAUACAAGUUUGAGGUGGGGUUUUUUUAUGCGUUGGCCACAAAUCCGGGUAUAGGAAGAGUGAACAACAUUAUUUGGGUAUGAGUUAACAGAAUAUGAAUUUCACUGGGCAGUUACUUUAAACCCCUGUUUUAAGACUGCUCUGCAGGGUUAAGGUUAAUGCCAUUACAAUUCCAGUCAAUUCAGGAAGUCCACUGAAAGUCCAAUUCUCUACCAUCCUUUUCAAUUAGGAAUGUGUGGAAUUGGAAUUUGGUUUACUUUCGGAAUUGACCCCAACCCUGUUCCCCAGGCCAGAACUCCUAUAUGUGAAGUGUUCCCAGCCUACCAUUCAGAAGCAUCUUCAUUCCCUUCUUAGUAGCUGUUGAAAUCUCAUUCACUGAUUCAACAUCAUUCAAGAUUUUCUCUUUUGUGUUGCUAAGUACCUCAGCUCAGAAAAUGCAGAUUUUCCCCCCCAUUAUUAGUACAAAGAGUGUGUGUGAGGGGGGGUCAUACAUUUUUCGACAGCACCCCUCCACCCAUCCACCCCUCCACCCCUCCACCCCUUCACCCCUUCACCCCUCCACCCAUCCACCCCUCCACCCCUCCACCCCUCCACCCCUUCACCCCUCCACCCCUUCACCCCUUCACCCCUCCACCCCUUCACCCCUCCACCCCUUCACCCCUCCACCCCUCCACCCCUCCACCCCACCACCCCUUCACCCCUCCACCCAUUCACCCCACCACCCCUCCACCCCUCCACCCCACCACCCCUCCACCCCUCCACCCCACCACCCCUUCACCCCUCCACCCCUUCACCCCUCCACCCCUCCUCCCUUGUUCCCUUCAUAUUCCUAGGGAACUGUCUGUACCUCCCCCACAACAACCCCGCCUCUCUCUAUCUUUCUUUCCCAGCAUGCAGUCGCUUAGUCCGGUUCCCCCCAGGCGUUGCCAUGGAAACAGACCGCUGUCAGGUUGCUCCUGCUGA
This is a messenger RNA of Coregonus sp. 'balchen', 15824 nucleotides long. Lineage: Eukaryota; Metazoa; Chordata; Actinopteri; Salmoniformes; Salmonidae. The record is from the annotation of a GenBank genome assembly.